CUCAACGAAUUCCCGCUUCUUCAAGCUGUCGCCAUGCAGCUUUUCCGCUGUGCGACAUCAAGCUCGGCAUCUGAGCGCAACUUUUCCACACAAGGAUACAUUCACUCCAAGUUGCGCAACCAUCUCUCUCCGGAGCGCGUUGAGAAACUGGUCCACAUCUUCUUCAACGCAAAGAAUAUCAACGCCGACGAGCUGUCGACCUACUCGCACUUGGAGGACCUACUG
Molecule: messenger RNA, 225 nt
Organism: Phytophthora sojae
Lineage: Eukaryota; Oomycota; Peronosporomycetes; Peronosporales; Peronosporaceae
Exons: 1
Molecular function (GO): protein dimerization activity
Source: RefSeq, a predicted model, not a curated record